Molecule: messenger RNA, 880 nt
Organism: Aureobasidium subglaciale EXF-2481
Lineage: Eukaryota; Fungi; Ascomycota; Dothideomycetes; Dothideales; Saccotheciaceae
Exons: 1
Coding region: 232-432 (66 amino acids)
Source: RefSeq, a predicted model, not a curated record
CAUCUUGGCAAAUCGACACCGCCCAUCAUCAUCGUACUUUCACUAUAGUGGCUCCACACUCGCUCUAUCGAGUUUCCGUAUACGAAUUGUAUCAAGAAGCGAUGUGGGAGUUCGAUAAACUCGGAGCCCAGCUCAAAGGGAAAGAUAAUCAAAUCAAGUCAGCCGAAGAAACCAACCGCUGGACUCAUCGAGAAAUCUCGCACUUUACAAGAGCAGCUCCAAGCCUUGUAAAUGAAGCUUGACGCAAGCGAAAAACGUUCCCGUGACCAACUCCAAGAAUUAUCGAAGAGCAACGCUGUGUUCCAAGCCAACGAGGAAAGUCGCCAACAAGGCUCGAUUGCUGUAGACGAAGAACGUCCCAAUACCACCUCAAAGCUCGUUCAACGCGUCGAAGAGACCCGAGAAUUCUGCGUCCCCGUCUCGAGGCAGUAACUGGUCAAGAUUCGCUGGCAGGCAGCCUUUCGAACCAUUCUCGCAGUAAUAAGAGAAGUGAAGUUCUUCGCCGCCACGUUCUGCUACACUCUUGACAAGGUAGUCAUCUUAGUAUACGAGAAGGCUCAGGAAUAUGAAAGGGCUGGGUACAGAGGCAAAGCGGAAGAGCGAAAUCGCCACAGGAAACGAAAAUUGGUCGAGCUCAUGGAAGGAAUGCUACCCAGCCAGUAGGUCAAGAGUGCAUAUUACUUUGGACGCGAGGGAAGUAUGACUUGAUCUGACAGGAGGAUUAGCUUGUCUUUUCGCUGCUACGACAUGAGACACCCGCUGCUGCACAAUCGAAUGGUAACAAGAUUUUGAGACAGAAACACAGCCACAAGAACAAACACUAUGUUAGCUCGAUCUGGUAACCACCAAUGAUCGCGAAAAUGACUGACUGUACAUCUCU